Molecule: messenger RNA, 1679 nt
Organism: Manihot esculenta (cassava)
Lineage: Eukaryota; Viridiplantae; Streptophyta; Magnoliopsida; Malpighiales; Euphorbiaceae
Product: protein BASIC PENTACYSTEINE2
Exons: 2
Coding region: 528-1367 (279 amino acids)
Biological process (GO): response to ethylene
Cellular component (GO): nucleus
Molecular function (GO): sequence-specific DNA binding; DNA-binding transcription factor activity
Source: RefSeq, a predicted model, not a curated record
AAAAACACUUUUACGAAAAAAAUAUAUAUUCUUCCCUUCAUAGAUGCACAUUUUUGUUCUCUCUCUCAUUCUUAGGGCUUUCUCUCUCCUCUCUCCUCUUCUCUCAUUCUCUAUCUGUCUUUCUCUCUCAGGUUUCUCUCUCCUCUCUCCUCUCUCUCUCUCCCUUUCUCUCUCCAGAAGGGCAAAACCCUAAAGAGCCGUUUACACCCCCACAAAUGCCCUCUUCCCGGAUCUAUUUGCAUUUGAAUUUGUUCUGCUGAAAAUUUGGAUGGAUCUGUCUUGGUUCUAGCACUAUUUCGUUGCACAAUGUUUAUUAUGUUUAUUUUAGUUUUGAAGUUAUUGCUUUAUUUAUAAUUUUAUAGCUUUUUAGUGCUCUUUGAUAGCUGCAGUCAUUAGGAUUGCAAUGUACAUAUUGUUCCAAGAUUUGAUGAAAAUUUAAGUUUCAGAUAGCAACUAUACAAUGAGUCGAUCUAAAACACAGAAAAAGUCUAAUCCCUCCUGUUGUGUUUUCAUAACUGUGUAGUUUCAUGGAUGAUGAUGCACUAAACAUGCGCAAUUGGGGUUAUUAUGAACCGACCUUUAAAGGGCAUCUUGGUCUGCAGCUCAUGUCGAGCAUGGCAGACCGUGACACAAAGCAUUUCCUACCCGGGCGUGAUCCUAAUAACAUAAUGGUUGGUGCCAAUGGAGCUUUUCAUCCGCGUGAUUGUGUGGUUUCAGAUGCCUCUGUCCCUAUGCACUAUGUAAGAGACGGUUGGAUAAGCCAGAGAGAGAAGUUUUUGAAUAUGUUACCUCCAAAUCCUAAUUAUGCUGUUCUCCCAGAAGCAUCUGGAGCUCACUCCAUGCAAGUUCUACAACCACCCAAUUCAUCAAGGGAUGAGAAGGUGGGCAGGAUUGAGGAGCCAACCGUAAACAAGGAAGGUAAUCAGUUGAAGAAAAGACAAGGUGGGGGUGCCCCAAAAACACCAAAAGCCAAGAAACCUAGGAAGCCAAAAGAUAGUAGUAAUAAUGCAGUUCAGCGUGCGAAACCAGCUAAGAAAAGUAUGGAUGUUGUCAUAAAUGGGAUUGAUAUGGACAUUUCUGGUAUUCCUAUUCCAGUUUGCUCUUGUACUGGAACUCCUCAGCAAUGUUAUCGAUGGGGCUGUGGUGGCUGGCAGUCUGCUUGUUGCACUACCAAUGUAUCAAUGUACCCCUUGCCAAUGAGCACUAAAAGACGUGGUGCAAGGAUAGCCGGAAGGAAAAUGAGCCAGGGUGCAUUUAAGAAGGUAUUGGAGAAACUUGCUGCUGAAGGUUAUAACUUUGUUAACCCAAUUGAUUUGAGGACUCACUGGGCAAAACACGGUACCAACAAGUUUGUCACUAUCAGGUAGAUUUACGUUGCUGGCACGAUGGUGGGGCUCGCAUUGCAUUUGGUCUGUUUCUCUUGUAUAUAUCUGUGGCCUUUUGCAGAGAUCUAUCUGGUUCAUUGUAGUUCAUGAAUCUUCACAGAUAUGAUACAUGUUUCUGAGAGUCAAACUUCUGCUCUUUUUCAGAAUUGUUAAUUUUUCAGUUCUGUUUGUGUUAUAAAGGCAACUACUAACUUCUCGCCACUGGGAUGUAGGAUGCAGAUGAAUUUAUUUUUUGUUGGAUUUUGGAUAACCUCUUUUUCACCCUUAAAUUGAAUCUUGCAAAGAUUGGUAAAA